Macadamia integrifolia is the source of this 2550-nucleotide messenger RNA. RefSeq names its product transmembrane 9 superfamily member 7-like. Gene Ontology annotation, biological process: protein localization to membrane. The transcript has 7 exons. The record is from RefSeq and is a predicted model, not a curated record. Gene Ontology annotation, cellular component: membrane. Bases 272 to 2176 code for a protein of 634 amino acids. NCBI's taxonomy places the organism in Eukaryota, Viridiplantae, Streptophyta, Magnoliopsida, Proteales, Proteaceae.
CUGAUUCAAUCAAAUCUGAUUCCGGUUUUUUGAAACAGUGUAGGUGACCCGCUUAAUAAAGGAACUUUUUCCAUAUGGAUCUCUUUCCUACUACUGGCCCCACCAAGAAUCAACCUGAGAUUGUACCCUUUUCAUUUCCUAUCAUACGUACUCUGCAGUCUGCAACUCUCUCUCUCUGCUUGCUUAUUUGUCCUAAAUUUCCUUUCAUUUGAUCAGUAGUUACUACUUCUUGUCCCGUUUGUCUCCCUGUGUCUGACCUCCAAUCUCGAAGAUGGGUAGCUUCGGUUGUGUCGCCACCCUCUUCGCCGCUCUCCUUCUUCUCAUUUCAUAUGCGCAGGCUUUUUAUCUUCCGGGUGUUGCUCCUCGCGAUUUCAACCAGGGUGAUCCCCUUCAAGUCAAAGUGAACAAGCUUUCAUCCAUAAAGACGCAACUUCCUUAUGAUUAUUAUUUCCUGAACUAUUGCAAGCCUUCCAAAAUUUUGAACAGUGAAGAAAAUUUAGGAGAGGUUCUUCGAGGUGACCGCAUUGAGAAUUCUGUCUAUACUUUUCAUAUGAGAAUGGAAGACUCAUGCAAGGUAGCCUGUCGAGUAAAGCUUGAUACUGAAUCUGCAAAGAAUUUUAAGGAGAAAAUCGAUGAUGAAUAUCGUGUGAACAUGAUUUUGGAUAACCUUCCUGUUGCAGUCCUUCGACAAAGGAGGGAUGGAAGUCAGUCAACAACAUAUGAACAUGGUUUUCUUGUUGGAUUCAAAGGAAACUAUGGUGAGAGCAAAACUGAGAAAUAUUUUAUCAAUAACCACCUGAGCUUCAGAGUCAUGUAUCAUGAAGAUCCUGCAACUGAUUCUGCCCGCAUUGUUGGGUUUGAGGUUGCUCCAAACAGCAUCAAUCACGAGUACAAGGCUUGGGAUGAUAAGAACCCUCAGUUGUUAACAUGCACAAAAAAUAUAGUUCAAGGUAGUACUGUCCCACAAGAGGUUGAAGCAGAUAAGGAGGUUGUAUACACAUUUGAUGUUUCUUUCAAGCCCAGUGAAAUCAAGUGGGCAUCUCGUUGGGAUACCUAUCUCCUUAUGAAUGAUGAUCAAAUCCAUUGGUUCUCUAUUAUAAAUUCUCUGAUGAUUGUCCUCUUCCUUUCUGGUAUGGUGGCAAUGAUAAUGAUGAGAACUCUGUAUAGAGAUAUUGCCAACUAUAACCAGUUGGAGACCCAGGACGAAACACAAGAGGAAACAGGGUGGAAGCUUGUCCAUGGAGAUGUUUUCAGGUCUCCCAUCAAUUCUGGUUUACUCUGUGUUCAUGUUGGGACAGGGGUCCAGAUCUUUGCGGUGACGCUUGUUACAAUUAUUUUUGCGUUACUGGGUUUCCUGUCACCUUCAAACCGAGGGGGACUCAUGACUGCCAUGGUUCUCUUGUGGGUUUUUAUGGGCUUAUUUGCAGGAUACUCGUCGGCCCGCUUGUAUAAGAUGUUCAAGGGCACAGAAUGGAAAAAGAAUACUUUAAAAACUGCAUUCAUAUUUCCUGGUAUACUUUUUGCAGUUUUCUUUGUGCUGAAUGCACUCAUAUGGGGAGAGCAGUCUUCAGGUGCAGUGCCCUUUGGUACCAUGUUCGCUCUUGUUUUCUUAUGGUUUGGAAUUUCGGUACCAUUGGUUUUUGCGGGUAGUUUUUUGGGUUCCAAAAGGCCAGCCAUUGAGGACCCAGUGAAGACAAACAAGAUCCCUCGACAGAUACCAGAGCAGGCGUGGUACAUGAAACCAGUCUUCUCUAUACUUAUUGGAGGCAUACUUCCCUUUGGAGCAGUCUUUAUUGAACUCUUUUUCAUCUUGACAUCGAUAUGGUUGAACCAGUUCUACUACAUCUUUGGCUUCCUAUUCAUCGUCUUUAUCAUACUAAUAAUUACUUGUGCUGAGAUAACAAUAGUGCUCUGCUACUUCCAGUUGUGUAGUGAGGAUUAUCAUUGGUGGUGGAGAGCCUAUUUGACUGCUGGAUCAUCUGCUCUCUAUCUUUUCCUCUACUCGGUGUUCUACUUCUUCACCAAGUUGGAGAUAUCAAAAUUGGUGCCAGGCAUAUUAUACUUUGCGUAUAUGUUGCUCGUCUCCUGUGUGUUCUUCGUCUUGACAGGGACAAUAGGCUUCUAUGCAUGCUUUUGGUUUGUUCGGAAGAUAUACUCGUCUGUGAAAAUCGACUGACACACUGAGGAAGUGGGCUCUAUGGAUGCAUUUGUAAGCUAUGAAAUGAGAAUUCUCAAAGGCGAGGCUUGGGAGAGGGAGGGGAAGAAUGUGCCCUUACCAGCUCGUGCAUAUAGUCUAUCUUCGACUGGAGAGCUUUCUUUUGAUCUCCCCAAACUGUCUUUUUGCAGAUGGUAGCUUAGGAUGUUUGCAGAACAGUUAUUUUCAUUAGCUUUUGUUCAAGAAGCUUACAAAGCCGUUCUCCUGGAAAUGAUUGGUUCUGUUGUUUAUCUUUAGGGUGGAUCCUAUCUGAACGUAAAUACACAACUUGUGAGUACUUUAUUUUUCCUAUUAUUGGCAUUUUAUCAGUUAAAUCACACCGACUGGAUUUGGCA